GCUAGAAUUAAACGGUUAACACAGGCUAGAAUUAAACGGUUAGCACAGGCUAAUAUUAAACAGGCUAGAAUUAACCGGUUAACACAGGCUAGAAUUGAGCGGUUAACACAGGUUAAAAUUAAACAGUUAACACAGGUUAAAAUUAAACAGUUAACACAGGCUAAAAUUAAACAGUUAACGUUAACACAGGCUAAAAUUAAACAGUUAACGUUAACACAGGCUAAAAUUAAACAGUUAACGUUAACACAGGUUAAAUUUAAACAGUUAACGUUAACACAGGUUAAAAUUAAACAGUUAACGUUAACACAGGUUAAAAUUAAACAGUUAACGUUAACACAGGUUAAAAUUAAACAGUUAACACAGGUUAAAAUUAAACGGUUAACGCAGGUUUGUAAGAGCCUUGUCAUAUCAGAUAGUCAGAUCCAGAGGCAUGUUCCAGAGGCGCAUGUACACUCAGAAGCAUGUUCAGAGUCAUGA
Molecule: messenger RNA, 477 nt
Organism: Racocetra persica
Lineage: Eukaryota; Fungi; Glomeromycota; Glomeromycetes; Diversisporales; Gigasporaceae
Source: the annotation of a GenBank genome assembly